Messenger RNA from Adineta steineri, 585 nucleotides. The record is from the annotation of a GenBank genome assembly. Lineage: Eukaryota; Metazoa; Rotifera; Eurotatoria; Adinetida; Adinetidae.
AUGAUAUAUAGUUUAAUCAUUAUUUUUACUUUAUUAAAUAUUCUUGGACAUAGUCGUAUUAUACCAGAAAAAAAUAUAAUUCAUUCUAAUAGACUAUCAUAUUUACGUCGAUGGGGACGAUGGUGUUCAAAUGAUUAUGAAUGUGGUCAUGGUUUUUGUCAAGCUUAUAAGUGUCAAUGUUAUCGUGGAUAUAUAACAUGGAAAUUUAUGGAUGUUUGUAAUUAUAAACAACGAACAAAAUUAACAGCGUUUCUUGUAUCUUUUUUUGUGGGUAUAUCUGGUAUUGAUUGGUUUAUUUUAUCACAAGGUAAAGCUGGUUAUAUUAUUGCUGGUAUUAUUAAAUUAAUUAUUUCAUUGGGAUGUAUUACUGCAUGGCCUGUAAUUAUUUUUAAUCUAUCGAAAAAAAAGCCAAAUCUCGCUUCAAUAGCUACUCUUAUAAAUGUUACUUUUAGUCUUACAACAUUUAUAUGGUGGUUAACUGAUUGGAUUAGAGUAUUAGCUGAAGUUUUUUAUGAUGGAAAUGGAGCACCAUUACAAUCUUGGGGAUAUAAUAAUAAUAAUGAUAGAUUUCCAUAUCGUGUAUAA